UAUAGAGAUGGGAAAUCUAAAGUUGAUACUUGUGGCGGUAAUGACAUUGGUGUUGUUAGAUGGGUUGUGGUGUCAUGGGUGUUGGGACCAAGAGAGGACUUCACUCUUACAACUCAAACCUUUCUUCACUCGCCUUAACUGGCCAAUGAAGGGGGAGGAGAGUUCAAACUGUUGUCAAUGGGAAAUGAUCAAGUGCAAUACUUCUACAGGGCGAGUAGUCAAACUAUCCCUUGAAAAUCCUUUCAAAUGGCGGGAACUGCCUUAUGAGUCGCUACAUAUAUAUUAUGGAUGGCCUGGGUGGUAUCUAAAUGCAUCUUACUUUAUCCCCUUUGAAGAAUUGACAAGUCUUAACCUCAGUAACAAUGGGAUACUUGGUUGUAUUGAGUAUGAAGGAUUUGAAGUAUUGUCAUCGAGGUUGAGCAAUCUAGAGGUUCUCGACUUAAGUGGCAACAAAUUUGAUUCCAGCAUUAUAUCAUCUCUAAGUGAGAUUUCUUCUCUCAAGUCACUUUAUCUAUACAAAAAUGAGAUGACAUCACCAACACAUAAAAAUGAUUUUGGAAGAUUAUCGAGGUUGAGGAAUUUGGAGCUUCUUGAUUUGAGUAAUAAUAAUUUUGAUAACAAAAUCCUCUCAUCCCUACAAGAUCUUUCUUCCUUGAGAGUUUUAAAUCUCGCAAAUACCGGAUUGAAUGGAACAAUUCAUGCACAUGAAUUUAAUCAUCUGAUCAACUUGGAGAAGUUGGAUAUGAGCUGGAAUAGAAUUGAAAGCUUUGGUUCCUUUCAAGGUGUUGAUAGACUACUGCCAUGGAGUAAUCUGGAGGUCCUUAAUUUGGAGGAUAACCUCUUCAAUAGCAGUGUUCUUUCUUCCCUUCGUGGACUUCUCCAACUGAAGUCUCUCAAUUUAGCCUACAACCAGAUGGCGGGGGCUUUCCAUGUUAGAGAGUUGGAAUCGUUAAAGAAGUUAGAGGAGCUAGACAUCAGCAACAAUGCGAUUGAAAAGUUUGUGGGCCCUGAAGAUACAACAACUCUGGACAAGCUUAAGAUCCUCCGACUAGAGUCACUAUACCACAAAGGAGGAGGAAGCCUUGUACUGCAAUCAAUAGGAGGGUUCUCAUCCCUGAAGACACUGGAUCUUCAAUAUAGUAAUCUCAGUGAGACAACAAUCCAUCAAGAAUACCAUACUAGGACAAGGUUAUUAUCUCUCUUUAACUAUAUUGAUUUUCACUUAUCAUAUAUAUCAAACCGCUCUAGCUUACUUUUCUCAUUAUUAUCCACAGGCAACUGUAAAUUAUAUAAAUUGCAAAUGAUUUACUCUGCAGGUUUGUGCCAAUUGAAGAACUUGCAGGAGCUUUAUCUGUAUGCUAAUUCACUUGAGGGGACACUUCCACAAUGUUUGGCUAACCUAUCAUCUCUUAGGUAUUUGGAUAUAUCCCAAAAUCAACUUACCGGCAACCUUGCCUCCACUCCCAUAUCCAAUCUCUUGUCCAUCGAGUCUCUCUCACUUGGAUAUAACAAGUUUCAAGUUCCAAUAUCACUCCAUUCAUUUGCAAACCUUUCAAAUCUUAAGCGUUUGUACUGCUGGGAAUGUGACUUAAGUGUAGACACUGUCCGUCAAACUUGGACUCCAAAAUUCCAGCUUCAAGAGUUAGAUUUGUCAAGUCAUACACCAAAGAAAUAUAAGCUGGUAAACCUUCCAAACUUCCUCUACUACCUGUACGACUUGAGAUCCAUUGAUCUCUCUGGUAACAACUUUGGUGGAGUGUUCCCGUUGUGGUUAUUUGAAAAUAACACAAGAUUGGAGAAGAUUUCGAUGAAUGAUAACUCCAUUGUGGGCUUCUUUCCAUGUCCAUCUCAUCCCAAUCCAAAUCUUUCUAUGAUGGACAGAUCCCACAAUCAGCUACAAGGUCAAAUUUCGACAAACAUAAGUUCAAUUUUUCCAAAUCUAAAGUACUUAUAUUUGUCUGAAAAUUCUUUUCAAGGCAAUAUCCUGCCUAGUUUGCGUGAUAUAAAGUCUUUAGAAGAUCUGGAUAUUUCAAAGAAUAAUUUUUCGGGUGCUAUACCGGAGCAAUUUGUCAGCCCGUGGUCCUCGUUAACAUAUGUGAAACUAUCAAACAACAAAUUUUGUGGUCAUGUACAUCGAACAAGUUUCAACUCAAGUUUACUUGAGUAUCUUUGGUUGGAUAACAAUAAGCUUGAAGGGAAGAUACCUUAUUUCUCAUCCCUGAACUCUCUAGUUUUGUUGGAUAUAAGUCGUAACUCCUUCUCUGCUGGUUGGAUUCCAAGAUGGAUAUCAAAGUUAUCAAAUUUAAGGACAAUGGUUCUAUCUGAUAAUCAAUUGGAGGGUCCUGUUCCUCGAGAAUUAUGCAAUAUGAAUUAUCUUUAUUUUUUGGAUCUCUCAAGGAACAAUCUUUCUGGAAAUAUUCCACCUUGUUUCAUCAAUUUAACAAAUUUGGAGAGUGUUCAUUUGUACAAAAACAAGUUGUCAGGAUCAUUGCCUAGUGCCUUUAUGAGUUUUACUGAGAUGGUGACUCUAGAUCUCAGAGAUAACAACUUCAGUGGCACCAUCCCAAAUUGGAUCGGGAACCUCUCAAACUUGGGUGCUCUUCUAUUGAAAGAAAAUCAUUUUCAUGGUGAAAUUCCUAUUGAGUUAUGCAAAUUAAACCAAUUAAGCUUCUUGGAUCUUUCGUUGAAUAAUUUUUCAGGUCGCUUGCAUCCUUGUUUAGGUAAUUUGAGUUUUGAAAACCAAAAUGGCUUUUCAUCUUCAAAUCUCCUUAAUCAUUUGGGUGUAAAUGAGAUGAUAGAGUUUGUGACAAAGAACAUUUUACUUGGUUACUCAUCAUCUUCUAGCCUUACUGGAAUGUAUGGGAUUGACCUCUCCAGCAACCAGUUCUGUGGUGAAAUCCCCAAUCAAUUUGGAAACUUAAGCAAGGUCAAAGCGCUAAACCUAUCGCACAACAAUCUGAUUGGGCCUAUCCCAGAGACAUUCUCCAACUUAAAGAGCUUAGAAAGUUUGGAUCUUUCUUACAACUACUUGAAUGGCCGAAUUCCCCCACAGUUUACCGAGUUGAACUCUCUUGAAGUGUUCACCGUGGCACACAAUAAUUUGUCAGGACCAGUUCCAGAUAGGAAAGCUCAAUUUGGGACCUUUGAUGAAAGCAGUUAUGAGGGAAAUCCUCGUCUUUGUGGACCUCCAUUGAAUAACAGCUGCAAUGAAAUCGAUUCUGAAUUGCCAAUUCCAAAUGAAUUUUCUGGUGAAGGUGAUGAUGAUAGUUUCAUGGACAUGUUUGUUUUCUACAUCAGUUUUGCGGUAUCUUACAUCAUGGUAUUGUUGGCAAUCGCAACAGUGUUAUGCAUAAAUCCAUAUUGGCGGCAAGUGUGGUUUUACCAUAUAGAGUUGUGGAUUACUUGUUGCUAUUACUUUUUAUUGGAAAAAUUCAUAUAAGCAGUCCAGCUUCUUUUGUUCCCAGAUGCUAUGCAGUCCUACAAGUAUGCUUGUUUUGAACUCAUUAUAAGUUGGUUUGAUAAACAAUUGAGGCAAUGUAUAUAUGCAAUGAAAUUGCCUUGUUUAUUUUCAAAUAAA
Molecule: messenger RNA, 3577 nt
Organism: Tripterygium wilfordii
Lineage: Eukaryota; Viridiplantae; Streptophyta; Magnoliopsida; Celastrales; Celastraceae
Product: receptor-like protein 15
Exons: 8
Coding region: 8-3439 (1143 amino acids)
Molecular function (GO): protein binding
Source: RefSeq, a predicted model, not a curated record